This is a messenger RNA of Tauraco erythrolophus (red-crested turaco), 1428 nucleotides long. It is a transcript of the gene C6H11orf24, whose product is annotated as chromosome 6 C11orf24 homolog. Lineage: Eukaryota; Metazoa; Chordata; Aves; Musophagiformes; Musophagidae. The record is from RefSeq and is a predicted model, not a curated record.
AUGUGGACUGCCAUUGUAUUCUCCCUGCUGAUUUCCUUCUGUAUAUGUGAACACAGGUUUUCUGUCCUGAAAGGGAGAGGAGUCCAUGUACUGCGAAUAAACAGGCUUACAACUGAAGAGGAGUGCAGGCAGGCUUGUCAAAGCUCAGGUGCUUCAGGUAACCUUCAUUGUAAUUGGUCUGUGCCCUACCAGAAUCACUGCAUCCUCCUGCAGUGUCACCAGCUGAGCGUGUGCCAGAAUGCCGGAGAACAAGACAUCAAAAACAUGCUUGGAGAAAUCAUCGGUGGGAAAAGGGAACCAGUCCUGUUUCACCACCAAAGCUAUCCACAGAAAAAGGAGAGGAUGGUGAAUGCAUGGGUUGACGGACACAAUAUGGAGAACCUGUUUUCCUCAGCUGCUCGGACUCACAAGAUUCACUUGAGACAUUUGCUUGGGAUUGGGAGUGAAGAUGCAACAAAAAAUACAAGAACAACAAUUGCAAGCAAUGCUACUGCCACCACAGCGACCACCACCACUGCCACAGCCAUAACAACAAACGCAGCUGUCCUCACUACAGCUCAUGAGAUAACUACCAAAGCCUCAAACACCCCUGGACGUUCUGGUCUCCUUGCUGAAACCACAUCAUCCGCUGCCUCUUCUCCCACUUCUGGUAACAUCCCUGCUUCCACUUCCAGCCAUGUCACCACCAAAAAAUCAGGAAGUAGUAUCUCGGUCUCAGUAUUGUCCCCCACUUCUACUUCUGUUCUCACAGUUGUUUCUGAAGCAGGUACUCAGAUGCCUCAAACAGAGCAGUUUAACCCAGCCACCACCACCACCAGCACUCCUGGCUCUAGUAGCCCCCCUACUGUUGGAUCUGGCUCAAAGACACUGAACACAACAUUGACCACCCUCAUCCUGCUGGAUUCAGGAACAUCUACCACUACUUCCACUCAUACUAUGGCACUCACCCCCUUGGAGAGUUCACGUGCUGUGAAUCCAGAGUCUGCUGUUACAGUGCCACAUCUAGAGCUAGAAACAAGUACAGCCACAACAUCCUUGAGUAGAUCAACCUCUCUUCUGGGCUCUACAAGAGGUACCAUGGUUUUAACUCCUGCCUCUAAAGCAGAAACUACAACUGGGAAUGGGGUAAAGUCAACAUCUCACACUUUCUCAACAAUCACAGCUCCAGCAGAUGCACCCAAAACAACAGCUUUGGGCCUUGCAGACACUCAGGACACAGACAAUGACUAUCUUCUCAUUGCUGCUGAGCCCCUCACUCAGUACUUAGUGGAUAAGAGUUCGCUUCUUGCAGUGCUUUUAGUUGGUAUGUUUUUUUUCAUAACUGUUAUAGUUCUUUUUCUUAUGCAGGCCUAUGAGAGCUACAAAAAGAAGGAUUACACACAAGUGGAUUACCUGAUCAAUGGAAUGUAUGUAGACUCGGAGAUGUGA